AUGGGUCGCACCCACCGCGACGAUCUCGCGGACGCGACCUCGUCGCACUCGCUGCAUUCCAUGAACGACCCCACUCUCGAUUCCAUUCCCUCCCAAUCCACCCCCGUGCUGUUCCCCUCUGGCCCGACUCCUAGUUUCCGGCCCCUACGCCUUGUCGACGCGGCUUAUGCGCUCCCUGGCAGCAACGGCAUUCACUCCCAUGACACCCGCGUCGUGACCCUCUCGCCGAGCCUCUCCAGGAACACCAAUGAGCUCUUCCACGUUAUCCGCAGACAGCUCAAACUGCCUGUGCGGCCGAUGCUGCAUGUCCGUGGCACACACACCGAAACCUCCAAUGAUGGCAAGCAGAAGAAGUCCAACACUGUCACCGACUUCGACUUCCGGCUGGAUCUUGCCGAAACCGUGCUGAGGGGAUGGGAGGGCGGCCCGUUGCAUGCGAAUUGGAUGGAACUGGACGUGAUCCGCGAUGGAGAUGACAUUUCCGCCUACCGGGGUGGAAUUAUGCGCUCGCGCGCGUACAAAGCCCCCGCGUCGGGUCCGGUCGUUGGCCACGCCAUGGACAGCGAUGCUGCCCUCCUCGGACCCGAUGUCGAGGCCGGCGUUGAUGUGGAUGACCAAGAGGAAGGGGAACAUCCUGCUGUUGCGGAUAUCGAUGCCGACCUCAAGCUCUGGUGUGAGCGAUUCUGCCUCGACCCCUCGCCUGUUAAAUCCUUUACGAUCUACCGUUCUCUCCAGGGGUUCGAUCAUCAAGCGAUGCGUAAUAUCUUUGACUCACACAUCCGUGAUCUCAACUACCGGGGCAGUAUCCAUCAGCAGUUCUCGCAGGCCCACAGCUCCGUCACCGUCUACUCCCCACACUGGAUCAACCAGCUACGCACCAACAAGUUCGUGUGGUGGGUUGUUGUCAUCCUUCAGCUCUGGAUCAUUACAUGGCCGAUCAUCUGGCUGAUGGAGAAGCGGUACGAAAUCGCUCGCACGCGGUGGAAUGCUUCGCUUGACCCCGGUACCAGCUCCAGUUUGGUCAAGUGCUACGCACACAGUCGCAAUGAGUCAGCUUUGGCUGAGUUCUGGGCCCCAGCUGUCAAGCAGGCGGCCUGGACCCGCCGGUCUGGCGACAACAAUCUCCUGACGCGGCUAGACGCCGAACGAACGCAGGGAAUGAGCACCGAGCAGUUGAUUAACUUCCGCCCUCGCGAGUCCGAUGCGGAGUUAGAGCGACGCGAACGUGUCGCGAGAGGUGAAGGUGGUUUCAUGGACAGUGUCGUGGGCUUGGCUCGCGGCAUCAGUGAAGUGGGUCAGGAUUGGAGGUUCACGAUGGGCUGGGGUGCCAAUACCUGA
Penicillium canariense is the source of this 1338-nucleotide messenger RNA. RefSeq lists its product as uncharacterized. Lineage: Eukaryota; Fungi; Ascomycota; Eurotiomycetes; Eurotiales; Aspergillaceae. The transcript is spliced from 3 exons. The record is from RefSeq and is a predicted model, not a curated record. The coding region runs from base 1 to 1338 and encodes 445 amino acids.